Molecule: messenger RNA, 1257 nt
Organism: Calidris pugnax (ruff)
Lineage: Eukaryota; Metazoa; Chordata; Aves; Charadriiformes; Scolopacidae
Gene: ACKR3
Product: atypical chemokine receptor 3
Exons: 1
Coding region: 53-1147 (364 amino acids)
Biological process (GO): angiogenesis; G protein-coupled receptor signaling pathway; chemotaxis
Cellular component (GO): membrane
Molecular function (GO): G protein-coupled receptor activity; coreceptor activity; chemokine binding
Source: RefSeq, a predicted model, not a curated record
UCUUCUGAUCCUCUUUUGCCUGCAGGUCACUUGAACUCCACACUGAGCGACCAUGAGCGCGCUUGAUUUGACUUCCAUCCUCGAUUUUCUGGAAACGGCCAACUUGACGGAGAUCAACUGGACGUGCAACAACGGUGACUGCAUCACGGUUGAUGCGACAACAUGCCCCGGCACGCUCAACAAAAGCGCCCUGCUCUACACCCUGUCCUUCUUCUACAUUUUCAUUUUCGUCAUCGGGCUGGUGGCCAACUCGGUUGUGGUGUGGGUCAACCUCCAAGCCAAAAUGACUGGCUACGAAACCCACCUCUACAUCUUCAACUUGGCUAUCGCCGAUCUGUGUGUCGUCAUCACCCUUCCGGUGUGGGUUGUCUCCCUUGUCCAGCAUAACCAGUGGCACAUGGGUGAAAUCACCUGCAAGAUAACUCACCUUAUCUUUUCCAUCAACUUGUACGGCAGCAUCUUCUUCCUGGCGUGCAUGAGCGUGGACCGCUACCUCUCAGUUGCCUAUUUCACCAACUCCAGCAAUCGCAAGAAGAAGAUAAUCCGGCGCUGCAUCUGCAUCUUGGUGUGGCUCCUUGCCUUCUCUGCCUCUCUCCCAGACACCUAUUACCUCAAGACGGUCUCUUCCAACAACGAAACCUACUGCCGUCCUGUCUACCCGGAGGAGAGCUUCAAAGAGUGGUUGAUUGGCAUGGAGCUCAUCUCCGUUGUGCUGGGCUUCCUCAUCCCUUUCCCAGUCAUUGCUUUCUUUUAUUUCCUCCUUGCCAAGACCAUCUCCUCCUCCAGCGACCAAGAGAGGAAGAGCAACGGGAAGAUCAUUUUCUCCUACGUGGUGGUCUUUCUCGUCUGCUGGCUCCCCUACCACGUAGCCGUCCUGCUCGACAUCUUCUACAGCCUUCAUUUCAUCCCUUUCAGUUGCCAGAUGGAGAACUUCUUAUAUGCCACUCUCCACGUCACCCAGUGCUUCUCUCUUGUCCAUUGCUGCGUCAACCCCAUCCUGUACAGCUUCAUUAACCGCAACUACAGAUACGAGCUCAUGAAGGCUUUUAUUUUCAAGUACUCUGCCAAAACGGGGCUCACGAAACUCAUCGAUGCUUCCAGAGUCUCAGAAGCAGAGUAUUCAGCUCUGGAGCAAAAUGCCAAAUGACUGCAACCCCAGAAAGAAACCUCCUUGACUCUCUGACCUUUGUUUUUUUUUUGUGUGUUGGUUUGGUGGUUUGUUUUUUUUUUGUGUGUGUGUGGUUUGUUUUGUGGUUU